Linum trigynum is the source of this 1377-nucleotide messenger RNA. Lineage: Eukaryota; Viridiplantae; Streptophyta; Magnoliopsida; Malpighiales; Linaceae. The record is from the annotation of a GenBank genome assembly.
AUGAGGCUCGGCUACUUCCUCCCUUCCUCCUCUUCUUUCACCUCCACCGCCAUUCCUGCAAGCAGCUCCGCCAUAUCCAUUCUACAAAAUCCUCUCUUCCCCUGCGGUGUCCAGUUCAAUCUCUGCUGGCGCGCGGAUUCCCCUUCUUCUCCAUCUCUUCUUCUCCGCCCAAGAAAAGGGUGGAGCCACAAGAGUAAGACGCAGACCACGAGAUGGAGUUCUCGCAUUCGCUGCUCACUCAAUCCCAGCACCAUACCUCCUGCUCCGACCGAUUUCAUAGUCGUCAACUUCUAUCGGUUCGUUUCCAUCAGCGACCCGCAGCUGGAAGUUGCCAGGCAUCUCUGCUUCUUGCAGGACCUCGACGUACAUGGCCGCAUAUAUUUGAAUGAGCAAGGGAUUAAUGCUCAGUACAGUGGGCCAAGAGAAGAUGCUCUUGCAUAUGUGGAAUGGUUGAGGGAUGAUGCCAGAUUCCGUGACCUACUAGUGCAGAUAUCUCCUGCAUUUGAUGGACAUGCCUUCCCAAAGUUGAAGUUGCGGUAUAAGCCGUCACUGGUGCAGAUGGAAGGAGGCAGUUUACAUCUACCUUUGCUUGACCCAUCAAUGCGAGCAGUACCACUGACACCUGCUCAGUGGAGGGAACGAAUGGAAGCAACAUCUGACCGUAACCAUGUUCUAUUGGAUGUGAGAAAUGGCUAUGAGUGGGACGUUGGCCAUUUUCAAGGUACCCAGCGACCUGAUGUGGACAGUUUCAGGAAUUGUUCAUUUGGAAUUUCUGAUAAAGAGGUUGCUGCUUCUGAUCCUUUAGCAAAUGUUGAUAAAGAAAAGACAGAUAUACUCAUGUAUUGCACUGGAGGCAUUCGCUGCGAUGUUUAUUCUACCAUCCUUAGAGAGCAAGGUUUUCAGAAUCUGUACACCUUGAAAGGUGGCGUUUCUCAUUACCUGGAACGGGAAGGUUCAGCCAGAUGGAACGGCAAUCUGUUUGUUUUCGACGACCGGCUUUCUCUUCCACCUGCAGCUUACAGGGCUGAAGAAACUACCACAACUGUGACCAGUUCCAACCCUCGUCAAAUUCAUAAUAGCACCAAUCACCAUUUCGCAAGAUGCUACGUCUGCGAGUCAGAAGUCUCCGUGCUAAGACAUCGAAACUGCGCCAAUCCAGACUGCAACUUGCUUUUCCUGAGCUGUGAGAGCUGUGUGGAAGAUCUCAGUGGCUGCUGCAACGAGAAAUGCAAAUCGGGGCCUCGCCUUCGGCCGGUUCUCCCUGGAGUUCAGAGGUACAAGAAGUGGCACGUUUAUCGAGAUCAGGUGGAGCCUGAUAGCGAGACGAGAGAAGAGUCUGAUCACAUACUAGUAGCCGUCUCUCCUCAAAAAGCUUGA